GUUUCUUUUUACGUUCGAAUACAUUUGUUUUCGCUGAGUAUUUCGCCUUUCGACGAUCUCAUUGUCAUUUUAAAUAGCGAUUAGAAGGAGAGAAGAAUGAAGUGGAAGAAAAUGUAUCAUGAUCACGCGAAACGUUUUACCGUCCAUUGUACCUGACCUCUUUGAAUAAAAUCGUCAAGCAAUGGAUUAGUUGGCUCGGUUCCAUCAUCCGCUGGUUUCUCGAAACUCGCUGUUACGAUGCUACUUAGAACAUUUUCUUCCAAUACACGUUGGAUCUCGAAUGUACUUUAUAUUUUAUCACGUACUUGUAGCUCUAGUAUACAUUUUUCGCGAGAUAUCGGAUUGGAAAAUCAAGUAAAAGCGUUUUCAAAUUAAAAAUUACGCACUCUCUCCUGAGUUUCUUUCUUUUGUUAUCCGAACACGGCGCAUUGCAACACAAUCCAUCUACUUAUUUCCAACUCGUACGACACACACCGUACACUAACGCGCGUAUAAUAGAACGACACGCACGUACAGUUUGCUAGAAAACUUACGUGCACGGAAAGAAAGCUUUAUUCUUCUCCGUUUUUCGAUUAUCCGAGGCACGCUUCGCUCGAACAACACGCGUAUUCCUUUACGAUCUUCAAAACUCCCUAUCGAUUCUUUCUUUAGUCAUACGCGCCUUUCUCCUAAGUCAUUGCCGAUUCAAUUGUUCCCGCUGGUGUCUCCUAACAAUAUAAAUUUGCCUGUUGAAAAAUAACCAACUAACAUUCUCCGUACUUCUUUAUUUACCUUCGUACCUUGGCUGCAACGUGUCGUAGACCUAGUUUUGUUUUUGUAACCGCAGUUACCCAGCGUUAUCCACGUAAACGCUUACCGCCGCAUACACACCGUGCACCCACACAGCUUGCAUACUGAAUUCGUUAGACCUGCACGUGCGCGCGUUUAAUACAUAUGCUAGUCGAGAGCAUCUUUUUAAAGCAGCCGGUAAACACUUACACGCGUGUAUACGCGCUCAAAGGGAUAAAGGUAUUCGUACUUUUCGAGAUUUGUAAGCAUUUCUUAUCUUAACUACCGAACCCUGCUGAUUUGAACUUGGCAUUUGGAAAUCUUUUAACGAAGAAAACAGUCGGUUUAUCUGAACGGGAACGGAGGUCGCGUGAAAUAUGAAAUCAGUAUCGGUUAAUUAGUAUCGACGAAGUGAGACUGCACGAUUGUAAUAAAUACGUCGUUGGCAACUGACUAUGUUGCAUACGAUGCAUAGUACGCGAUUAAUAAAUAAGCUUUUUUUUAAAUAAGACGCAUUAAAAUUGACGUUAUUUUAAGCGCUUGGUAAAUUGAAAACACGUCUGAUUUUUUACGCAUCGGUUAGCAUGGAGGGACUACCGGCACUACGAAUGAAAUAUAAUCGAAUAAUUAACCUCUCGGGAGAUUUCGUUAUUAGAAGACUAUAUCUGUACAGUAUACACGGAGAGAGAUACGCUCCAGGCAGGUCAGUUUCCACGGGACGGUUACGGCGAUUUAGAACAAGUCUAUUUAACGAUGAAAGCAACGCAACAGAUAGACAGAGAGAAAAAGAGAGAGAGGGGAUAACAUUCCAGCGCGUAAGAGAGGGACCCGUUGUAAAUUUAACGCACUGAUCUCAUUCUAUGGUGAAUCCGUCGACGAAAAUAGCGAAUGGUGAACGUGUUAUUAUUAAAGUGCGUUUAGGCUGCUUCGACGUAUGGCAUGCCAUUAAAUUCCUUUUCUAUACUAAACACUUUUCUCGAAAAUAUUUUUACGAUAGCGCCGCAAAUGGUAACGCAAGAUCAUACUUUGGUGCGUGACAAAGGCCGUCGUGGCGACUUAACCUUUUGACUGUAACCUUAGGUUAAUUUAGCUGUAAUCUCUUCGUUUACGCCUCACGAACUGUUCCCGCUUGAAACAUCAAUUUUUACCAAGUUAAAGCCAUCAUAGGUGUUCGAUGAAACAUAGAAAAGUUGUUUGUAAAAUAACGAAACGUAACGUUCUUUAUUUGGAACGUAAUGAACGCUUCUGAUCAUACUCCGUUCGGGAAGGGGUUAACAACCGACAUCGAACACCUAACGUACCUUUACGGUGGAAACGCAUAAUAGAGGAACCGUGCGUACGCGCAUCCGUUCGUUCACUCCUGGAAUGAGUUUCGAGCCGUGUUUAGUCAAGCAAAUAGCCGCGACGCGGCGCUGCAACGCUGCACCGCUGCGAAUGCAACUCUAGUCGAAAUUUCGGGAGGGCGAUGACUGGGGGGGCUUCACCUCCCACAAACUCUGAUCUCGUUUUUCUGUCACUGACCUUCCGCGAACCUUCCACCCACGCUCGAUAGAACUACUCUUGCAUUUAUUAAUUAACUAAUUAUAAAGAAACGAAUUUUUCAUAAUUUUUUUGUUGAAAAGUAGUAAGAAUUAUUAUUAUUAAUAAUGAGCGCUAUAAAUUACUUUCGCGACUUAAAGUUUGUAGAUGCGACAGCGGCAUAGACAAAACAAAUAGCAUGUUAAAGGUAUCGACGAUCCAAGUCGGGGAUCACCGAACCAUGUGACAUCCUUAGAAUGCAAAGCGUCGCUUGCAGUGGCAGAAAUCCAAGGGGGGAGUCUCUAAGUAUACAUACAUACAUUUGGUAUACAUAAGUGGUUGCUGUUAUUACUGUGCUCAGUUUUAUGAAUUCCCUUAGGCACGCGUUUCUUUCCACCCGCGUGGACAUAAACGGUCGACGAGCGGGCACGGGCGCGUGCGCCUGCGAGCAUGCGCACCACUCGCUACCCAUUAUGCCACAAUAAUUACUAAUGUCUGCAUUACAUCACGCUUAUAUACGCGACACACGCCUUCAGGGAAAUCCUGCGCGUGUUAACGUCAUUAAUGUCGUGUCUCUUCGAAACGUUUGAUGCCAUGUUCGAAAACGGCUCACCUUUUUCACGCUUGUUUUCCAUCCAUUAAAUCGUUAAUACCCAAACCUGUGCGGAUGGAACUUAUAAACGGUAGCGCGAAAUUAAUAUAGCAACUUAGAAGGACGACGAACGAUGGCUCGAAAAGCUCAAUUGCAGAAGAUUAGAAUAAUCACGAUCAAGAAUAAGCGAAACCAGAUGAGCUCCUCUGACGCAUUCGCGAGGACACUUGGCCAGAAAUAGGGAAUGAGCAUGCCGAGAGCAAUCUCAGUCAGCAGCGACAAAGAUUUUCUCGGUUCACCGAUGCUCCAACAAAUGGUUUUCUUGUAAUACGAAAGGAAAGUUUAAGUUGAGCAUCUUUGUGUCGUAACGAUUGAAGGGCCGAAAAGUUGAAGGGAUUCUCUGGUCGGUGUCAUCACGGCAAAAACACGGGCAUGGCAACAAGGAGAGUUAAGCGCGUCUUCCAACCAGCUGGUGGAACGUGUGACGUCACGCGUCUACCUACAUCGACGCUACGGUUGUCCUCAUCCACCUCCUCCCCGUCACUCCGUCCACUAUCGAUACACUCUACUCUCCCCACCCUUCAACACAAUUCCCCCACCAAACUGCUGGAAUACUCACACACGUUACGAACACUCGGUCCGUACGUGCACACUGUCGUACGUGGCACGAGACACGUGUCAGGGCCGUAGUUCCCUGUUGGACCAUCUCCCGUGAGAGUCUCAUUGAAUCGUCAUGCUAUAUUUAUUGUUAAUCAUGGUGUAUUAUAGGAAGACCGGUUAAACGUUAAGUAAUCCGAUUCUUUGGUUCAAUAUUUGUACAAACCGCCUUUUAACCGACUGAAAUUAUGUAAUAUAAGAAAUCAUGUUAUAGACACAUCAGAAAUCUUAUCGAUGAACCGAGUAAAGCGUGUUUCAUUCUCGGUUGAUGAGCACGAUCGAUGAAAGCAUCGACCGCGAUCGUGUCGAUAAAAGAGCAGAAAAUAAAGAAGAAUCGCGUACGAAAGCAACGCGUCGUGGCACGACCCUGAUUCGUAGUAGAUACACAGGGUUGCUGAUAGGUGGGCAGUGGGCGGCGGGCAGAGGGAGCAGGGGCAGCCGAGUAUCGGCGACACGAGCCGAUCCAUCCCCUCCACUUUCACGACCGAUCUCUGGCUCGAGACUAGAAAAGUGGAAGGGCGGUGUUGGUGGGGAUAACAUCUGCUCUUAGCGUGAUUGCCGUGUAUUGAUGUAGCUUUAUGGUGCGCGGCAGGCUGUGGGCAACAAAGUAAGCUUACGGUCGUUAAUGUUCCCUACUACGUGAAAUUCGAGGCCGCCGGAAUAUUGCGCCGCGUACGAUUUCGAUGUGCUUGCCGCGUUCCAAGCGAGAUUCGCUAAGUUACGGGACAAGUGGUUCGCCGGACAAGAAAUACGGAGAUCAACCAAGAUCGCAUCGACCAAAGAUCGACAACGCUACCUAUAGGACGCUAAGAUGAGAUUGGAGGAAGAUUUAGUAAUUCGUAGGAGCAGACCCACAAUGAUUUCCGCCAAGUAUCGUGCGAGAGAAGAACGCCGUCGCCUGUUGAAGAUUUCGGCCGGUAAAUUGAGGAGAAUCGAAGAUCCAGAGGCCAGCCUCUGUAGAUCGGUUCUGAUAAACAAUGCCGUGAGGCGAUUGCAACGAGAGAAUCGGGACGAAAAAACGAGGAAUUACGGUCUUCCGGUGGUCACAUAUCUGAACGACUCCACGAAAGAGAACAACGUUUCUAGUAAUCUUAUCGUCGGUGUGACGGACGACGAGACGUCCUCGAGGAAAAGAUUGAACGACGACUCGAGGAACGAGGGACUCGGUACGAAGCGACAGAGGCACGACGACCUCGACCUUCAGGACGACGUGUUCAGCGACUUUUAUAUCCUUCCACCUACCCCUCGAUUGCUCUCUCAUAUCGACGAGGUUCAAGAGCCGGAAUCCCCACAUCACCAUCAUCUGGUAUAUCCAGAGGAUCGUUUAGGAUCCGUGGAUGUUCGGUCAGGCAGCACCAUCAUCAACACGAGUACAGCGAGCACAACGACGAACGGGAAUUCCGCCACGUCCGCGGCCAGUUGUUGCAAUUCCGUGAUGUUCUCUAGCGAGUUGGACGAUGCGAGUAGCCAAUUGACCGGCGUUACGAGAUCCAGUGACGUUGGCAUGAUGGAGGCAUCGGACGUGGUCGAUCCGGACAGGAUCUGCGAUUUCGCGAGGUUCGCGGAUUCCGCGAAAAGCUUGGAAGAACGUUUGGUAGAACUGCAAUCGUUGGACGAACAUUUCGAUCUAGCGAAAUUCGAAAGAAAUAACAAUCAAAGUUGCGGCAGAGCAUUCCACGAUAUCCAAACCUUCCACAGCUUAGUGCCCGGUUUGGAGACCUAGAAGGGAGCCUCGUGCCUCGAGCACCCUCCUAUCGUUGUGUCUGGCUCGACAGAGAAUCACGACCACGACGACGACGAUGCGGGUAGACGGCUUCGCGGCACACACGAGGAACCACGGCGAGGAUGAACCUGGACUGGAAGGUGAAGAACGCUGCCUUAUCAACGGCAGCUACGGUUCCCGGCUCGAUCGGUGCACCAGAGUCGCUCAAUGACUAAUGGGGUAUGCUCGCGGUCGGUAUACGAGCAGACACGGAGGGUGCAUGUCGUACCAAACGGAGUCGAAUUAAAGAAGAAGAAAGAGGAGGAGUAAGAGUGGAAGAGAAGAAGAGGAAGAAGCAUAGGGGCCCCUUUUGGAUCAGCUGCAACUUCGAAUAACUUGUUCGAAGGUGCAGCUGUGGACUAGCAUGUCGCUACCAGCAAAAUGGAAUACCCAAAUGUUUCCUUCUGUUUUCCUUUGCAGUUCGUACGAUGCAAAUCAAAUGCAAUCGACGGAUGAAAUCUAGGAAAAGAAAGACUGUUCAAGAACGAGACUAUAUAAACCCGAAUCGGUGUGUUUUUGGCUAUAGGACACGGUCACGGAUAUUUCUUUAGAAUUCGAUGGAAUAUUUUCGUUGUACGUACGAGUGUCGGUACCAAAACCUCCUGGAACACGCGUUACUUUAUGUAAUUUGUAUAUAUUCGAGUACGUUCGUAAGAGCACAUUAAUGAUAAUAUUAUAGAUCAAUUUGUAGUGAAAAAAAUUCACGGAGAAAGUAAACGCUGAGAAGCGAGAAAAAACACUGAACGAGAUGCGCGUGUACGUGUAUAAAUGCCUUUAGAGUAGCUGUGAAUCGAUGUAAAAGUGACGUACGGUGAAAAAGAAAAAGAAAAAAAAUUGGAUGAAUUUACUACUGCGCGAUAAUGCCACAAUGGGCCUUCAAUUUCUAUUUCUAUUUAAGAUAUUUCCUUCGUAUUCUGUCGUCAUUCACGAAACGAGCAAUUAGUUUCUCGCAAACGAUUCCUCCGCCAAACUUUUCGUUUUCGUAUAGCGCGUCGCUAGUUUCUGGUUGGUCGAAAAGGAUGCCGAAUUAGAAUGAUCAAGAGUGUUAAAAAUAUCGACAUACAGUGUCACAAAAUCAAUUCAAAGUAUUUCUUCGUUCUUUGUUCUCUUUGAAAGCGGAUCGUUGGACGUUCGUUUCUCGCGUGGUAUUUUUCUUCUUUUUUUGUUAACGUUUUUAUUAUAACGAUGAAUCGCGUUAGCUCGCUACGUCGGUUUGUAAAGUUUCGAAUUUUUGUUACGACUCAUAUACACGAUCCUGUAUAUAAUGUAUUGUUUUUAGGGGUAUGUAAAUGAAUAAGUUCAGUUCGAUAAGCUGUAUACACCCACAUGCGCGCUGGGCUACUCUCGGUUCAGAGAUUUCAUACGAUUGAAUAAGUGAAAGAAAAAGCUCAAAUUGAAAAUUAAAAAAAAAAUUUUUUUUAACUAAUUAACGAGUUAACCGUGAGUAGCCUAGCCUUCAUGACGUCGUACGGUAUAAGGUAUAAACAGUGCGGUCCACGAGAGAGCUCUUUGCACCUUAUGCUUCCCCACCAUCAUCAUUUUCUUUCAGUCUCCCUUGCAACCAGGCUAACAGUUCCGGAACCACACGGCUCUCCCUACCCUGACAAACAUAUACACAUGUAAUCUCCACUUGUGGAGUGUGUGUGGCAAGUGCAUACGAGCACGUGCACCUACUUACAUAAAGGUGGGAAACCGUCUGAUUCCCUAAAGGACUCUCGUGGUCGGCACUGUAUUACAACAUGGACUCUGCGAACGUUGUUCGGUGCAAUGCUUGGUCCCUUCAAUUCCUUUUACGUCGUCUUCAUGGUAUACCUUGACGAAGGACCAAGAGAAUUCACUGUUGUGUGUUUACGUAAAUGCUGGAAAUCGGUUGGUGGUUAGCUUCUAUGCAGCUUACUUAGUGCUGUCUAUUGGUGAACAUUCCGAGAGAAAACACUCGUGUUAGUUAUUCCAUGUCCGAAAUAUCGAAGGAACCUUGAAGCUUAAGAAAAGACAGCACUGCCUUAAACUUAUCGACGUCCAAAGUUCAAAGAAAUGGUAAAACAGAAAUGGGAUGAUCGAUGUGUGUCGCGUAUGCAGCUGAUUUUUUUCUUUUUACAUUCGACCAUUUUUGUAUGUUUCGUAGGAUCGACAGCCCUUGUAUCGUUUCCACCGAGAGCAUAGAAAAAUCCGAUCAACCUUUUAUACAAGUUCGUUCUCUCGUCUUUCUGCCACGUAAUAACGAUAUUUGAAUCGGCUCGGUUUCGUCAGAGACGUCAAGGCAAUGACGAAUCUGCUGGUAGAAACGUGUUUGUAAAUUGAAAAAUCGAUUAUUGGAAAUAGAAAGAAUGAGGAAAGCGUGGAAACGAUGUAAAGAGAAAUCCAAUCUUCCUUUCGAUCGUUUGGAUCGCGUUUCAAGGGUUAUCUUGCAUCCGCUGAGAGGACCGAUUCUUGAUCCGUGGUUCAACGCGAUUCACACUGUAAAUAGCUAUGUUAGCACCCCUCAAGCAACUAGUUAUGUAUAAAGUUUCGUACGUUGUUUAGGUUUUUAGUACUAGUUAUCCGAGAUCAGUUACCAAUUAUACGAACAAAUUGCAAAUAUACCGCAAAAAUAUAAUUCGCCGUUCUACUCAUCUACCUCAGCCCUUUCCCUGUGAUUUACGCAACAGAAAGCACCUACACAAGGAGUGGGCACAUAGCGUCCCGCUAAGAGUUAAGGCCCAUCUAGCUCCGACCAAUCAGACCCAAUUCCUUAGGAGUCUCAACUUAGUAGACGCGUACUGUACAUAGCCUAUAUUGUGGAAACUUCUUUAUCAGAAUGCUCCAAAAAGCAAGAGUUUAUGGCAUUUCAGACCGUCAUAAACCGGGAAUUUUCUGGGGAAUCAAGGAGGGGAUGGAGUACUAGAUUUCCUAAGAAUGGAAACUUGUAAGUAUUAUAAAGUCAUAAUAUGUGUGUAACAAUAUAAGAAGUUAGGUACUAUAGAAACAUAAAUCUUGGAACUUACUCUUUGACCACGGCUUGAACGCAGAGCAUGCCCAACACUCUCCUGGUUGGCCCGCGUUAAUGGCGCUCUCUGAUUGGUCAGUGUUUUUCGUGAAUAACUCGAAAACGAAGCCUUAACCAACAUUUUGGCAAAGGAAAAAGUUGUUUAGAAUCACCUCGGCAAUCAUCCCUCCACGGGUUCUACCCCAGUUCUGGGACACUCUGUAUAUCGAAGAUGAUCUUCGAUCCUAAGGAAUCGAUGGGUCAAGGUCUUCGGAAGAAGAAAACUUGAGAAUACAGUUUUUUGGUACUUUUUUAUUAAGUGUUGCGAAUAUAUAUACAAAGGAUGGCGAACUAAUAAUAACUAUUACAUUAGAACCAAAUAAACAAAGGUUAUCAUGAUAGUAUUUAACGUAUGUUAACAUUCGUUUAAAUAACAUAAUGGUUGCAACGGUGUGUGCCGAAAUUUUCAAAAAAGAUGUUGGUCAGUGCGUACGCGAAAGGCGUCUCAUUGUCAUUCAUUUAUUUGACGCACACGUAAAAUAUGUGUAAUUGCUUUCAUACUGUAUCGACAUUAGCUUCAAAACGUUCGAUUCUCGAACAGAGAAAAAAUGGGUUCGAGAUCGGGAUCGAUAUCCUGUCGGUAAUCACUAUUGGAACAGUUACACUCGAUAUUAAUAACGAAUCCACCAAACGUUCGUUUAAUCGAAUCGAUAUUCGUUUGCUCCCCUCGAAAAUGAGGGUAAUUCGCAUUUUCAAUUGAAACGAUAAGUUAGAAUUAAAAAAGAAAAAUAAUAAUAAUAAUAAACUACUACCCGAUUAGUAUCUGUUUGCAGAACGUUUUCACGUCGAACGAAUCGUGAUCGUGUUAUCAAACGAAUUGGAAAUCGAUAGGCGUGCUUGUUUCGUUGACGUAUUAAAAAGGUGAAAAAUUUUCUAUCGUUCCCGCGUUCCCCUGAUAUUUGUGCGUUUAAAUCGCGACUGUUCGAAUUCAUUCGAAACGCGGUUCACGAAGCCUACGAUUCAAAAAGUUGCGAUUAAUUGACGCGGAUACAAAAUCGUGUAAAAAAAUGAGAACACUUUUUCCCGAUUCAUCGAUCGAUCGAUCUUGGAUUUCCAAUCGCGAGAACUUUCAUUUCGUUAAGAUACCUUAUGUUGACCGUUAGCUAUUGUUAAUUUUGGUGGACGCGCCAACGAGGUUUCGUGAAUUUAUUCAUUCAGACAUAGCAAUAACACGAUGUGUUCGCUCUUAAAAAACAAAACAUUGAUAUUCGUAUUCAUGGCAUCGAGAAGGAUUGCCGUAAUCUUAGCGUGCUUCAUUUUUCUUUUUUAUUGCUUCCCCCCCCCCCGUUUUCAUUGCUAAUUAAUAGUGACCUCAAUUCUCAUUUCGUCUAAUAAAAUAUCCUUCCUAAGUAAAGCGAUUGAUCGUCUGGCGCACUUCACCUUCUGUCGCGUCUCGAUCCGCACGCGGCCUGUCGUUUGUCUCGAAAAAUAAUUUUUUCUGCAGGGAACGUCAAAUGAUUUUUGUUUCUCCUCGAAGCUUUUCGAAGCGAUAAACAACAAGGAACGCGAUCUUAAUGCAAAUUGUAAUACCAUGGUACGUUAUCAGACAUUUACUCCCGGAGUUCUGAAAAUUAAAUGAGAAAAUUGAGCAGUUUCAAAAGAAUACAAAAAAAAAAAAAGAAAAAAGUCAAGUUCGAAGGCGUUCCUUUCGCCAAAAAUCAUUCCACGAUUUCUGCACCCGCCUCCUCCCCCAUUUCUGCCUACAAUAAUUACACUUUUCGUUUAAUCACAAAAAUAGAAUUCUUAAAACUUAAACUCAGUUCACUCGCACUCUAUUUUCUUCUCUCUUUCGCGCGCAUUUUUUUUUUUAAUUUCUUUUAUACCCCACCCCCACACAUCACUUUCUCGUUUUCUUCUGUAUCUUUAUACACCCAUACAUGCAUACACACACACACAUACACACACAGAGGCAAUCUAUUUGCUGAGAAGUAUGCAGUUAGCGUUGACAAAUUAGUUGUUGCGUUAUUAUUGAUUUAUCCGAUCGAACAAUCAUUUCCACGCUCGAUCGAUCUGAUAAUUUGAGAAAGUGUAUACGUCACUAUAUAAACAAUUCGUACACCGCGUACCUAAAAAUUCAUUCUCAUCAUUUCGAUAAAUAAAUUACUUUAUACAAUUUAACAAAUCGCUGACGCAAUGAUGGUGUAUAAAUUUAAAGAAACAUUCACGAUUAACAACGAUAGAAUUGUUUGAGCAAUAAUUGAAUUGUUCUUUUCAGAAAGUGCAUUUGACUUCGAUUGAUGCAACACGAUGAUUCAGCAGCAACGACGAUAAUUAACAUUCCCGCGAACUCGAUGCCGGAUAUUAAUUAAACGUAAUUAGUUGUUAAAAGGGAAAAUUUAAAAAACCCACAGAUGCUAAAAAAAAAAUAAAAAAAAAGAAAAAAUGUCGAUUUCUGCAUUCAGACCAAGGAACGACCUCCAACCUUUUCGAUCCUCUCUAAGAAUCACUCGUGUAACAAAGAAGGGCUGUAACAAUUAUUCUACAAUAACGAUUAUAAAACUAUCUUUUCAUGUUCCUUCGUUUCGAAUUCAGGAAAGAAAGAAAAUAGAAACGAAGCGAAAGAAAGGGUUGAGACUUGAAUCGUCGUCGCAGCGAGCAAGCCAGCAAGUAAUAUGUAUGUAUGAAAAUAAAUAAGGAAUAGUGAUUCUCGAUAGAUGAGACAUUAAAUGAAAUCACUGUUCUCUAUCACUCGUAUUUAAACGAUUUAGUGUUUUUUUUUCUUUCUUUUUCGCGUGUACUCUCAUUUUUUCCAUAACAAACACAUGCACGUGACACAUAAGCGCGUUAUUCAAAAAAAGCUAAGAAACAGAGAGAAAAAAAAAAAAA
This is a messenger RNA of Osmia lignaria (orchard mason bee), 11148 nucleotides long. RefSeq lists its product as uncharacterized. Gene Ontology annotation, cellular component: nucleus. The record is from RefSeq and is a predicted model, not a curated record. Gene Ontology annotation, molecular function: transcription regulator activity. Lineage: Eukaryota; Metazoa; Arthropoda; Insecta; Hymenoptera; Megachilidae.